Messenger RNA from Triplophysa dalaica, 3877 nucleotides. RefSeq names its product sterile alpha motif domain containing 12 (gene samd12). Gene Ontology annotation, biological process: cell surface receptor protein tyrosine kinase signaling pathway. NCBI's taxonomy places the organism in Eukaryota, Metazoa, Chordata, Actinopteri, Cypriniformes, Nemacheilidae. Gene Ontology annotation, cellular component: cytoplasmic side of plasma membrane. The coding region runs from base 172 to 711 and encodes 179 amino acids. The record is from RefSeq and is a predicted model, not a curated record. The transcript is spliced from 5 exons. Gene Ontology annotation, molecular function: protein binding.
GAAUUCACGCUUAAAACGCGCUUUUGUAACAGGUAGGCUGGUGGUUUAGAUGCGAUGAGCUCUUCUGUGAGAACGUGCGCACUGACGCGAGCGUCUUAUUAAUCGCAAGGUGCGCGAACUGCACGCGUUUGUGUUUAUAGCCCAACUGUUUCUGACACCUGCUCGGGUACCAUGAUGCUGGGUCAGUCUCCGCAUCUUAUCGGCGGCAUCCUCUGGAUUCAAAACCCAAUGCGAGCUGUCCACUGCAAUCUGACCCAGAACGGGAUUGACCAUCAGGUGUGCACAAAGGAUGUGACCUCACACCUGGAGGAAACGUCUGUUGAUCAUGAUGACAGCCCUGGCUUUCAAGACCACAGUCCUGGUUUCCUGCGAAGAUCUCCUCCACAACGUUCUGUGUCAGAGUCUGAGCUCUCCAGGCCGGGAACUGUGAAGCUGUCCAAACCGGUGGCACUGUGGACUCAGCAGGACGUGUGUAAAUGGCUGAAAAAACAUUGUCCCAAUCAACACCAGGUCUACAGUAACUCCUUCAAACAGCAUGACAUCACAGGUCGAGCUCUGAUGAGACUCACAGACAGAAAGUUGGAGCGGAUGGGCAUCAUGCAGGAGAGUCAGAGGCAGUUCAUCCUACAGCAGGUGCUUCAGCUCCGCGUCAGAGAAGAAGUUCGAACCCUGCAGCUGCUCACGCAAGCCUCCCUGGAGAGUUCUCCAUAACCUGAGUCCUCCCGGAGUCCAGCCCAUAUACUCAGAUGUCCACAGCACAGACCAGACUGUCCUCUUCAAACUCCUGAACCAAACACCACCCCUGAGCAAAACUGGAUCCAACUUACUUUCAAUGACCUCAAGAGCAUAUCAACUCAAACCUUGGAGAAUCAUCCAGACUAAUGAUGUUCUUGUCCUGGACUAUGUGAAAGACUCGUUGCUGAAUCAACUUGUUUGUUGUGUGUAAUCUCCUGAAGUGUAGCACUUUAAACUCUCUCUUCCUGCCAGUGCUCAGCACACAGCCUGUUAGCAAAUCUGUGCAGACAAGCAUGAUGCUCGACAACACAUACACAUACCCUGGACUUCCAGAAACUACAGAAGUGGUAGUGACCCCUCUCUCUCUCUCUCUCUCUCUCUCUCUCUCUAUCUCUCUAUCACCAUCUCCAUCCAUGCAUCAUAUUUUGCACGUCUGAAUAUUACUCGUCUCCUCCCUCCUCGUCUUGUAUAAUGUGAACCGGAUGGCUUGCUUGGUUGGAUGUCUUUAUAUGUCCCCUAUUUUGAAUUCCUUCAUCAUUCCAUCGUCCAAAUGUAGAGCCCAUCUUCCCUUACCUGAACUGUACUGUGAUUGAGACCAGAUCUCCUCUAAAAACACAAGCCCACUCUUCCACACGUAGCCACAGUCGUGUCCUGAUCCGGCAUCAGUGUUGGAGUUUGAUUCAUGGUUGAAUUGAAUAAGCUGACAGGAUGAAGCAACUGGGAUAUAAAACUGCAAAGCAUCACAAAUGGGAGAUUCUUACGUUUUUGGAAAGAAGAAGAGAGAAGCAGAUGAUACGCCUCUAUGAAGAUCAUUGUGUGGCUUUCUUCUCAUCCCUCUGUUGUGGAAAAACAAGGUUUUAAUCUUUUAUUAAAGAUUAAAAAUACAGUCGAGCCAAAAAUGAAUUUGAUGUCAUUUAUUCGUAUUCAUGUUGUUUCAAAUAACUAACUUGCACAUUAUGCAACCUACUCUUUUUUUCAUCCAAUGAAAGUGAAUGGUGACCGUGGUCACUUUUAUUUUAUGAAGUUGGAAUAUUCUUUUUAACUUGUUUGGUAACAAGAAAUAAAGUAAUUUGAGUUUGGAACAACAUGAGGAUGACUAAAUGGUUACUUGAUGAUUUUUUGGUGAACUGUGUUAACAAGACUAUAAAAGGAUGCAAGAUGCUUUAAAGGAAGCCUGUCGCUAGGAGCCUUGAACUUUCCAUUUACUUUAUGGUAUUGAAUGGAGAUCCUCACAAAGGCAUCACUGUUAAUAUAACAUGGCCAUUCACUGUUACCUUUUUAACUCUGAAGCACAUGGAAAACGAAAUCAAACGAACUGUGUCUUUUUACCCUUUGAUCAUUGCCACCUUUGUAUCAAGCCUCUGUUAGUUACACGAGCCUCAGGCGCAGACAUGGGUUCUCGCCACAAAGGGACUUGCCGCAACUGUAGCAUGAUACCGCAAUAUCACACAUCUAUCGCAAAGGCGCCAACGUGGCACCCAACAAAGGUCCGUGACCGUGCAGACCGGCCAUCGAUUAUCUGGGUCGGCUCCAGUUGUUUUGAGAGCUACAGUAAUAGGUUGCAUGCGGCCGUAUGAUGGAAGGUUUGCCUUACAAGAUGCUUUAGAUUGGAAUCAGAUCCAAAAAUUGAGUGGUAUCGAUUAGACCUUGUCGAUUACAUCUCGCAUUGGCUCUCGUCUGGCACACAGGAUGAAGUCAAUACGGAGAAUCUAGGGAAAAGCAUGUUCCAAUUAAAAAACAAGCUACCAUUUCAUGCCUUUGUGACGCCUUGGUGGGGUUUUUUUUAAUCACCUGGAGGGCUUUGACGCAACUUUUGUUGACCGAGGGAACGCGAGAAGGGCCAAGGGGUGAAAUGAAAAACGGUCGUUGAUUUAAUGGCUGCUAAACUAGUAUAGAUCUCAGUAUAUUGAGAAUUCAAGUUCAUUUGGUUCGUAGACAGUGGCUUUAAAAUGAAAUCGCAUUAUUGCCGUUUUCACGAUUUGAUGUUCGUCCAAAAGCGUUCACUCUUAUAUUGAUCAUUCCGAUGAGCCAUGGCCAACAAAAUCAACUUAACUAAAUGAACUGUAAAAUAUUGAAAAUAGUAUUUUUCUUUAUGGAGGUUGGAUCAUUAGACAUUAAUGCUCAGAUGAGCGUUUUAACUUUGUGAGACCAUCACACAGUAGAUUAACCACAGUCAACCCGGACUGUUCUGCAAACAUCUUUCAGACUCUUAAUCCGCUUUAGGCCAUUGUUGUUAUUUUCCAAGAAAAAUGCAUAUAGAUGUUAUGAGAUUAUUUAAUAUUUUAACAAUACAAUUUUAUAGCAUAUUCUACAGUAUAUUAAACUUGCUCAAUAUACUAAGACUGUAAAACUAUAUUAAAAUGUUGGUAUAUAUUAAAAUAUAUGUAUAUUGUUAUUUACAUGCAAAGGGGAAAACAUUCAUUCUAAGGAGUCUCCAAAUUUAGACUUCAAACAACAACAAAACAAAAGAAAAAAUUACAGUUCGGCCCUUCAGAGAUUCUUAACUUGUGUUAGUCCUACUAAAGGAACCCACUGUUACUCCGACUCCUUUUUGAUCUUGAAGAGCCCUUAUACAUAAUAAUUAAUGCACACAUGUAUGAUUAUAAUAAAUGUGAACAUGAAAUGUACUCAAGAAGGGUUUUUCUUUUGUCUGCGAGAUUUGCCUUGAAAUUCAAGUAGUCUGUAACUUUGAGAAAGAGAAUAUGAAUACUUAAGCGCCCUUCCGUCAAUGUGCUUUCAUUGGAAUGUAAGCUUUCUUACCUGAGAAGUUUGUAUAUUUUACCGUGGUGUUAGAACUGAGUUUAAAAUAAAUAAUUGAUGUCUACAGUUCUAGUACUAAUGUUCUGAUUAGGUUUAAAUCAACUCUGUACAAGAACACUGGGACAUGAGCACACCACAGAAAUCAUGUGAAAGUUUUCCUCCCUCGAGAGCUGCACAAAGCAUAUAUGGAUUCACAACAUAUCAAUACAUGUACAGUAGAUAUUGUUCAUGCAGACACGCAGGUACAAAGAAACAUCGGGAGAUAAACCCACAAAUACGUGUGCAUUUAUACUCAAACAUCAAGCUGUAUGCAGUAAUCUAAUAAUGUUUAUUAAUGUUAAUUACACCCAUACUGUGCAAAUUAAAAAUGUAUGAUUUUUGA